This is a messenger RNA of Telopea speciosissima, 1584 nucleotides long. Its product is annotated as casein kinase II subunit alpha-2-like. The transcript is spliced from 10 exons. Lineage: Eukaryota; Viridiplantae; Streptophyta; Magnoliopsida; Proteales; Proteaceae. Gene Ontology annotation, molecular function: protein serine/threonine kinase activity; ATP binding. The coding region runs from base 70 to 1311 and encodes 413 amino acids. The record is from RefSeq and is a predicted model, not a curated record. Gene Ontology annotation, biological process: protein phosphorylation. Gene Ontology annotation, cellular component: nucleus; protein kinase CK2 complex; cytosol.
AUUUAAAAGCAGCUUUUUUCAUUGGAGUUUGGGCAUUUAUAUCGGGAUAAGAUGUGGGGUCGCUGAUGCAUGAAAGAUAGUCGCGAUCCUCUUCUACGCUUCCGGUUGUUGCUAGUCGGGCUACUGCUGGCAUUGCAGGCGCCGGGAGCUCAGCCUCCUAAUCUUCAUCUCUUCACCUCCUCAUCUUCUCUACUUCGCUGUCACAAUAACAAUACCCUAAGCACGACGGCAACCAAAACUACUUACAGUUAUCGCAGCACCGCUGGUAAGAUCAAUACCUCCGUCUUGAACAGAGAAUCUCAUCGCGUCAUGUCUAAGGCUCGUGUUUACACCGACGUUAAUGUUCUCCGCCCUAAGGAGUAUUGGGAUUACGAGUCUCUCACCGUUCAGUGGGGUGACCAGGAUGAUUAUGAGGUUGUUCGGAAAGUUGGAAGAGGAAAAUACAGUGAGGUUUUUGAAGGUAUAAACACCACCAGUAAUGAGCGGUGCAUCAUCAAGAUCCUCAAGCCUGUCAAGAAAAAGAAGAUAAAAAGGGAGAUAAAAAUACUACAAAACCUUUGUGGAGGCCCAAAUAUUGUGAAGCUGCUUGAUAUUGUCAGAGACCAGCAUUCCAAAACUCCUAGCUUAAUAUUUGAAUAUGUGAACAGCACAGAUUUCAAAAUUUUGUACCCCACACUGACGGAUUAUGACAUACGCUACUACAUAUAUGAGCUUCUCAAGGCGUUAGAUUACUGUCAUUCACAAGGUAUCAUGCAUAGAGAUGUCAAGCCCCACAAUGUUAUGAUAGAUCAUGAGCUGAGAAAACUUCGCCUGAUAGAUUGGGGUCUUGCUGAAUUCUACCAUCCUGGCAAGGAAUACAAUGUUCGUGUAGCCUCAAGAUACUUUAAGGGGCCUGAGCUCCUUGUUGAUUUGCAGGACUAUGACUAUUCCUUGGACAUGUGGAGUCUUGGUUGCAUGUUUGCAGGAAUGAUAUUUCGCAAGGAGCCAUUCUUUUAUGGCCAUGACAACCAUGACCAGCUUGUUAAAAUUGCCAAGGUACUUGGGACCGAUGAACUUAAUGCAUAUCUGAACAAAUACCGAUUAGAGCUUGAUCCUCAGCUUGAUGCUCUUGUUGGGAGGCACAGCAGGAAGCCCUGGUCCAAAUUUAUUAGUGCGGAUAAUCAGCACCUAGUUUCACCUGAGGCUAUUGAUUUUCUUGAUAAGCUCCUCCGCUAUGAUCAUCAGGAUAGGCUUACUGCAAGGGAAGCAAUGGCCCAUUCAUAUUUCUUUCAAGUGAGAGCUGCAGAAAGUAGCAGGAUGAGGACACAGUAACCCCCCUACCACUUGUGGGUACCUGAGUAAGAAUCUAAAAUUCAAUGGUGUGUUCUGUUGAGAUGUAGCAUGCUCUUAUGUACAUGCUCAAACUUAAUGACUAGCUGCCUUUGUUCAGCUCGAGAGCAGUUGCUCAUGAAUUUGUUGUAUGAUCUCAAACCUUCCCCUUGUUGAUAGAGAGGUUACAUCUUGUAUUUGUGCUUAUGAUUUUCACAUAUUUUAUAUUCUUUCUAUUUCUUUUUGCCAUCAUAACUACAAUUCAAGUGUUUCUUU